This is a messenger RNA of Oryza brachyantha (malo sina), 4013 nucleotides long. RefSeq names its product probable UDP-N-acetylglucosamine--peptide N-acetylglucosaminyltransferase SEC. The transcript is spliced from 29 exons. The coding region runs from base 41 to 2977 and encodes 978 amino acids. Gene Ontology annotation, biological process: protein O-linked glycosylation. NCBI's taxonomy places the organism in Eukaryota, Viridiplantae, Streptophyta, Magnoliopsida, Poales, Poaceae. The record is from RefSeq and is a predicted model, not a curated record. Gene Ontology annotation, molecular function: protein N-acetylglucosaminyltransferase activity; protein binding.
UUCUCCUUCGAUCCUGAGAAGCUUCCCGCCGCCUCCGGCGAUGCUCUCGGCGCGCCGUGGAGGCGGUGGAGGUGGCGCCGCCGCCGCAGCCGGGGAAGAUCACGGCGCGGUGCACUGCCACCCUCCGCUCACUCCGCGCCAGAGCCAGCAGCUGCGCGCGGUGGUCGAAUCGCUGCGGCUCGACCCACUCGAAGUUGACGAGGGGGCGCGACUUGAGAUCGCGCGGGAGAGGUACAGAGCAGGGGAUUACAGAGCGGCUCUGGAGCAUUGCAACGCCGUGUACAGGGCGAACCCGAGGCUCCUGGAGAAUCUACGGCUGCUCGCCGCCGUCUAUUACCAGCUCCGAGAGUUUGACAUGUGUAUCGCGAAGAAUGAGGAGGCUGUUGCAAUCCAGCCGAAUUUCCCAGAGUGCUUCAACAGCAUUGCCAAUGCAUGGAGUGAGAAAGGCAAUGUUGACCUUGCCAUUCAGUUUUACCUGCACGCAAUACAGGUCCGGCCCACAUUUGCUGAUGCUUGGACAAACCUAGCUAAUGCUUAUACUCGAAAGGGAAAUCUCAGUCAGGCAACUGAGUGCUUCCAUCAAGCUCUUGCUCUAAAUCCUCAUCUGGCCGAUGCAUACUGUAACCUUGGUGAUGUAUUGAAGGCACAGGGGUUGUACAAAGAAGCAUACAGUCGCUACCUGGAUGCUCUAAACAUAAAGCCUACUUUUGCAAAUGCAUGGAAUAAUAUUGCUGGACUUCUCACACAAUGGGGUGACUUCAAUAAAGCAGCUACCUACUACAAGGAAGCAAUCAAAUGCAAUCCAGCAUUUUACGAUGCACACAUGAACUUGGGAAAUCUUUACAAGGUUAUCGGAAUGCGUCAGGAUGCAAUUGUAUGCUACCAGAAUGCAACUAGGGCAAGACCAGAAAAUGCAGUAGCUUAUGGCAAUCUUGGGAAUGCCUACCAUGAACAAGGCCAACUGGAUCUUGCUAUUCUAAAUUAUAGACAAGCCAUCCAUUGCAAUUCAUCUUAUGUUGAAGCAUACAAUAAUCUGGGAAAUGCUUUAAAAGAUGCUGGAAGGAGUGAAGAAGCAAUUGAUUGCUACCAGACAUGCCUUGCUCUUCAGCCGUCUCACCCUCAGGCUUUGACAAACCUUGGGAAUGUAUAUAUGGAGAGGAACAUGACGGACAUAGCGGCUUCAUUUUACAUGGCAACACUGACUGUUACAACUGGAUUGUCUGCACCUUACAACAAUUUAGCUAUGAUUUACAAACAGCAGGGAAACUGUAAUCACGCUAUUACAUGUUUCAAUGAAGUACUCCGCAUUGAUCCAAUGGCUGCUGACUGUCUUGUCAAUAGAGGCAACACAUUUAAAGAAGCAGGCAGGGUCACUGAAGCCAUCCAAGACUAUUUCCAUGCUAUCACAAUUAGACCUACUAUGGCAGAAGCUCAUGCAAAUUUGGCAGCUGCUUACAAAGACACGGGCUUACUAGAGGCAGCAAUUAUCAGUUACAAGCAGGCCGUACAAUUACGCCAAGAUUUUCCAGAAGCUACUUGCAAUCUCCUGCACACUCUACAGUGUGUAUGUGAUUGGGAUGAUAGAAUGGGGAAAUUCGUGGAGGUGGAGGGAAUCAUCAGACAGCAAAUAAAGAUGUCCUUUCUCCCAAGUGUACAACCAUUCCAUGCUAUAGCAUAUCCAAUUGAUUCAACUCUUGCACUGGAAAUCAGUCGAGCAUAUGCAGCUCAUUACUCUUUGGUUGCAUCACGUUUUGGGCUUCCUACAUUCACACACUCCCCUCCUGUUCCAACCAGCAAUGAUGGCAGAACUUCAAGACUUAGAAUAGGGUAUGUGAGUAGUGAUUUUGGCAAUCAUCCUCUGUCUCAUCUGAUGGGCUCUGUAUUUGGAAUGCACAAUCAAGACACUAUCGAGGUUUUCUGUUAUGCCCUGAGCCAAGAUGAUGGUACAGAAUGGAGGCAGCGUAUUAGAUCUGAAGCUGAGCACUUCAUUGACGUUUCAUCAAUGUCAUCUGAUAUGAUUGCUAAAGUUAUCAAUGAGGAUAAGAUACAGAUUCUUAUUAAUCUUAAUGGCUAUACUAAGGGUGCACGGAAUGAAAUUUUUGCUUUGCGACCUGCCCCAAUCCAGGUUUCUUACAUGGGAUUUCCUGGAACCACUGGCGCAGAUUAUAUUGAUUAUAUGGUUACUGAUGAGUUUGUCUCUCCACUGAAUUUUUCACAUAUAUACUCAGAAAAGCUCGUCCAUCUUCCCCACUGUUACUUUGUGAAUGACUAUAAGCAGAAAAAUCGAGAUGUUCUUGAUCCUCUAUGCCCACACAAGCGAGCUGACUAUGGUUUGCCGGAAGACAAAUUCAUCUUUGCAUGCUUCAAUCAACUCUACAAGAUGGACCCAGACAUUUUCAACACCUGGUGUAAUAUUCUGAAGCGUGUACCAAACAGUGCAUUGUGGCUAUUGAGAUUUCCAGCAGCCGGAGAGAUGAGAUUGCGUGCAUAUGCAAUCUCAAAGGGAGUAAGGGCAGAUCAAAUCAUAUUUACAGAUGUUGCUGCAAAAAAUGAGCAUAUCAGACGCAGUGCCUUAGCAGAUCUAUUUCUUGACACCCCAUUGUGCAAUGGCCACACUACUGGUACAGACAUAUUAUGGGCUGGUCUCCCAAUGAUCACUCUUCCACUACAGAAAAUGGCAACUAGGGUUGCAGGCUCACUGUGUCUAGCUACUGGAAUUGGGGAAGAGAUGGUAGUCAAUAGCUUGGAAGAAUAUGAAGAAAAGGCAGUCUCUCUAGCAGAAAAUCCAUGGAAACUCGAAGCUCUUAGAAACAAGCUCAAGGCUGUUAGGAUGACCUGUCCUUUGUUUGAUACAGCUCGAUGGGUAAAGAAUCUGGAGAGGGCAUAUUUACAUAUGUGGAACCUGCAUUGCUCUGGUAGGAAUCCUCGGCAUUUUAAGGUGCUAGAAGACGAUGCCCAAUUUCCAAUUGAGAGAUAAGAACAAGCAGGCCAUGUAAUCGUGUAAAUAUUACAUGAGAUAGGUAACAUAGCCUUUUCACCUUCUUAACGCACAAACCGAGAAAAAGUUGUCCGCGUCCAAAUCUUGCGGGAGAAACUAUACUUAUAGGACUUUUUAUACAAUACUGUUGUGUCAGGUGCAGUCUCCUAGUGGUUAUUUUUUCUUCCAGUAGUUGUCAUCCUUCUGAGUUUUCCGGAGUAUCUUAUCAUAGUGAACAUUAGUAAACCAGAGAGUCGAUUUUUUCCUUAGCAAUGUUAGGAGUGGAUCGUUGGACAUUUCUUGAAUUGAUCGACAGUCAAAUUAGGCAUGAAAAAAAUACAUUAUUUUAUUUCUGUAACAUGUAUACGCGAUCAGGUUGUUGCAACAAGGCCUGUAAUCGUGAAAAAGAUAAGUGGACCUGACAAUGGGUGCCAGUUCAGAGCGUGGAAUUGUUGGUUUGUUGAUUUCCUCUUUACAUGUACUAAUUACUUCUGGAGAUAUAUGCAGAUUUCAUGCGCAAGCUGGAGCACUGUCUUGGCGCAUCUUUCUGUGGGAAUUGCUGUGACUGAGCUCUGGAUGGUGUCCCGUGGCUCUCUGCUGCAUCUUCUAUUGAAACUUGAUUUCUCGUAGGCCUAACUGUUUUUGCAGGCUAUCGAUCUCUUCUAUGAAAUUGUUGGUCUCGCCAGUUUCAAUCUUCAGUGCCCGCCCUCUCUACGGUGUUCAUCAUUCACGGAUAAGUUGAAUGGCACGGGUAAGAGAUUUUGGUAUGACACAUGGAAACGUGGAACAAUGCAGUCAUUCAGCUCCUGCCAGUGAUGAUUUCACUACCGGAAGUGCCCAUGCAGGCAUGCAGCCAAGCUUAAGGUAAAUGUGAUAUUGUGUGCAUGGUGCUCUCGGAUCAGCAUACGCCUACGCAUCCGCACGUAAGCCAGGUAAAUAACCAUCAAAUCUCGUCGUUACCGGCGGCAACAGAACCAUAAUCGCAGUUUGAAAGGGAAGAUGACGCGUAUCCGAUGGUAAGGCCAAAAUAGCAACU